Molecule: messenger RNA, 2397 nt
Organism: Colletotrichum gloeosporioides
Lineage: Eukaryota; Fungi; Ascomycota; Sordariomycetes; Glomerellales; Glomerellaceae
Exons: 1
Coding region: 1-2397 (798 amino acids)
Source: RefSeq, a predicted model, not a curated record
AUGGAGGACUUCUCAGAUAUUGCUGCAUCGUUGGGCAUGGACCCUGGUUCAUUGCCCAAAGCCGAACUCAUCAAACCCGCAGAGGUACGCGCACUGGCGGCGCCGAUGGCGGAAGAAGUGUUGCAGCAAUGGGACCUCCUCCGGAAGAUCGUGGAGAGACACGAGGCAACCAUCCAGAACCGGUGGAUAAAGAAGUCCAAGUCCAAACGCCGAGGUGUCCUCCUGGCUGCUUGGCCUGGCAUGUCCGAGUACCACAGGCCGGACUUUGCUGCUUUUAGGAAGAAAAGGUCUGGCGAGCAAGCUCGUGAAGCCUGUCUGUGGCCGCAUAUCAACUUGGAAGACCUCAGCAAAACGGAACCUCUUCUUCUACUGAUCAAUUCUCGCGGCCGAAACACGCCUGAUGUAUUCGCCAUGAACGACGUGGAAGAGUCUCGCUUCGGGCAGGUCAGCAGAACCAUGGACAUGCCCCGUUUUCUCAACUUGUACUCAAUGCUGUUCCUCGGAAGAUGCACCCCUCAAACAUAUGGUACCCUUGUUUCAUGGGACGAUGAGCCUGAUGCUAGCACCUGGAACUUUAGACGUACAGCGGUCCACCCGGGAGAAGGUCUCUGGAUCCUGGAAUUCCAAUCACGCCUUUACCGAUUUCUCGUGGACGUCUGCAAGAGCAUUCUUCACGACAUCUCCCCCGAAGAGCUCAUAGACCCAGCAAUGGCCAUCCCGCCUGAACCACCUUUGGUUACUGGCAAUUCCAACGACUCCAUCGCUGCAUCACUAGCAGUCACUCGGCUUGAAGGUCCUUACCGAGUUCCUGCCCGUCUCGAUAUUGCUGGCCUCCACAGUAUCAUCAAGUCGAAGCUAGCGGAGGCCGAAGACCAUAUCUGGGCUUUGCGAGAAGACCCCGAUUAUUUCAGCGUGACCGUCAGAGAUUGGAAGGAGCACCGACAAGAGAUGAUGCAGGACACCGACGGCAGGCCACACCCCAUCCACGCGCACGCUCCGGACGUCUUCUGGCAGCGGCUGAUUGGAAACAUGAUAUCCAGCGCCAUGUUUCCCGUGGAAGUGUACAGAUCCUUGGCGGAGAAGAUUGAACAUCUCAUCGAUCUGAAAGACCGGAAAUACCGCCACAGAAAUUUCAAGCCCGACGAGAGUCUGCCUCACGACUACGCGAUGGCAUUCUGCAAGUUGAAACACUUUCUACAAAUGUUUCGACCCGGCCCGAUUUCCAACUUGAAGAUGGGAUGGCCUGCAUCGCCACCAAUGCGUCCUUGGUUCCGUCGUGUGCCACCACCAGACCCAACGACUACAGUCAUUCAGGUCACAUCAGUCGGCGAUCGCAGCAAAGACGCAACAGUCGCGGAGCUCUUUUGGAUUAUCGACACUCUCUUUGACGAGAAGCAGUUGUUCCUGACUGGUCUACCCACACUGUUGGACGAGCUGGAACGAGUAACGAGGAAGGACAGGGCUGCUUCGCAGAUGAUUUCUGGAUGGGUCGCAGCGCAAAUUGCGGAUCUCUCGGUGUUAUCAGAGUGCGAAAGACAACUGGAUCUGUUCCAACCAUGGGCAGCAUCAUUCGAAAGUGACAUUGCCGAGAACCAAACAGAAAUCGACAGGGACUUCCAUGAGUUGGUGCGUCGCCUGGUCCCUAUCAACGACCUGAAGAUCAGCCUGGCGACGGCAAGAAUGGGCAUUCCAGACGGGGAUAAGUUCAAGUAUCCCGUGGAGAGGAAGAGAAACAAGCAGAACAUCGACCAGAUGCGUGCGGCGGAACGUGCCCUCGAUACCUUCUGGGCCGAUAUCCAGCAGAGCUUGUGUGGAAGAGACGGUAUCUCAUCUCGGCUGCGCAACAUUCUCCAACGAAGCGUCCAGAGGACCCAAGAAUGGGUUGAGACGGCCAAGGCGAAGGCGCCUGCCGCACCGGGCCAAGACCCAAGUCUAGCUGCGCCGUUUGGCGGUUUGUCGAUGCAAGACACGCCGAAGGAAAAGCCCUCACCUCAACCAAAGACCAAACUGAAGACGAAGGGAGCAGUUCCGGUUGCCGCAACGACCACUGUCCGAGAUCAGGAGCAACCACAGGCUGCGAAGAGACCUCUAUUCAAGGUGGACAAACGGGCUCUCAAAGUUUUCAACACACUAUUUUUCAACCCGUUGACGUCUUCUUCCCCUGGAGAGAUUCCCUGGACGGAGUUCCUCCAUGCCAUGCAGAGUGUUGGGUUCCACAUGGAGAAGCUGUAUGGAUCGGCGUGGAAGUUUACGCCAACAAAGCUCGAUGUUGAGACCAGCAUCCAAUUUCAUGAGCCUCACCCGAGUUCGAAGCUGCCGUUUGUUUUUGCCAGGCGCAUUGGCAGACGUCUUAACAGGGAGUACGGAUGGGAGGGGGACAUGUUUGUCUCUUUAUAG